Molecule: messenger RNA, 117 nt
Organism: Sclerotinia sclerotiorum 1980 UF-70
Lineage: Eukaryota; Fungi; Ascomycota; Leotiomycetes; Helotiales; Sclerotiniaceae
Exons: 2
Coding region: 1-117 (38 amino acids)
Source: RefSeq, a predicted model, not a curated record
AUGCACGCAUCUGCUAUCAGUGUACCUGUUCCUCAAGAUAAUAUACAAGAAAUGGAAAUUAUGCGCUACGAAAAGCCUACCUCAAGCUCAGCUCUCAAGUUCUCCAUGCCUUUCUAG